Molecule: messenger RNA, 534 nt
Organism: Yamadazyma jaroonii
Lineage: Eukaryota; Fungi; Ascomycota; Pichiomycetes; Serinales; Debaryomycetaceae
Source: the annotation of a GenBank genome assembly
AUGAGUAAAAGAAAUUUAGACGCUACUGAAGAGCUUAAAAAGAAGAAUAUUGAUGAAUUAACUCAAAAGUUAUCUUUAGAAAACAACGAUUGGCCAAUAUAUAAUCAUCCGAAUGGAGGAAUUAUCAAAAUCACUCCUUGGGGUUCAAUCAGACAAUAUGAAUCUAAUGGUGAGACUAUUACAAAAUUUGAAGAUAUGAAUUUCAGUGAUUAUGACUUCAUUAAUUUACCUUUACCAUAUAAGAACCAAGUGCCUCAACCUCAACAAAAUCCGUUUGGAAGAAAUUUGAAUACUAUGAGUUCUAUGAAUUCUUUGAGUAACAAUAGUGAUAAUUAUGAUAUGGAUUAUGAUGGUUAUCAAAAUGAUUACGAAUUACCACAAACUCCACAAUCCAUUAGAUUGAGUCCUAGUGAUGAAGCUGAAAAUUAUGUUCUCAAAGGAUAUUCUGAUCCCAAUUUUCAACAAGAAUAUAGUAAAGAACAAGAAAAUUACUUUGGAAUGAUGGAUGACAUAGAUGAUUCCAAUAAUGAUUGA